This is a messenger RNA of Erythranthe guttata (spotted monkey flower), 1512 nucleotides long. Lineage: Eukaryota; Viridiplantae; Streptophyta; Magnoliopsida; Lamiales; Phrymaceae. The record is from RefSeq and is a predicted model, not a curated record.
UUUGUGGUUCUGGGUUUAUAAAAUGAAAUAAAUUUUAGGUUUCUAGGUUCGUUCACUAUCAAUCUUCCAUUUUUUUUAUUAAUCCUGAUUUGCUUCAUUCUUGGAUCUUUAUGGAGGUUAACUAUUAAGGAUGGCCUCUUGGUGUUUCUCUCUCUUUCUGUUCUCCUCUCUCUCUUAUACCAGCUAUCGAAUACGAUCUUUCUGUAUCAUCUAUUUUCUUGUCCUUAACCUAGCAAAGAUAAUGGAGUUAUCUAUGUAAAACAUUGUUAUUUGACAUCACCGAAUUUGGCAUCUUUGAAAGUGUUCCCUUUUCCUUUUUGGUUGUCGAUUAUUAUAGUUCAAUGUAAAUUUGGCUGUAUUUAGACAGUCGGAUUUUUUUAAAUUCUUUUUAGGCUUGUUAAAUUUCGUUUGUUGGAGAUAUGUCAAUCAUCGUAAUGUCCUGCACCUAAUAUAUAUAUCUCCUCUUUCUGCAGUUAUGCUUUCAGCGAACUUCCGUGCCCCCACAAUGGAUUUCGGAUCAACGGGGAAGUCUCACACAAACAAAAAUGGAAUUCAUUAUCACAGUCAUCAAUGGUGGCAGAAAAUUUAAACGGAUGCUUCGAUUGCAAUAUUUGCUUAGACUCGUCUCAUGACCCUGUCGUCACACUCUGUGGCCACCUCUACUGUUGGCCAUGCAUAUACAAAUGGCUCCAAGUUCAAAAAUCCUCAUCCGAAACCGACAAAAGACCAAAAUGCCCUGUUUGUAAAUCACACAUAUCGACCUCGUCACUUGUUCCUUUAUACGGCCGAGGUAUGUCCGAUUCUGAAGGCAAGAAACCUCAAUUCGAUUUGGCCAUACCCCACCGACCACCUGCACUCGGUGUGAACGCCUUGCUGGCUUCUUCUGACUUGAACCAGCGAAAUAAUCGAAGCCCGUUACAGUUCCAGCCGCAAAAUCGAGAAUUUCAUCAAGAGCAGUACUUUUCUCAUCCGUUUGGUGGCAUUACGUCGACCAGUUUGUCGAGUCCUACGGUGAUUAUGGUCGGUGAAAUGGUGUUUGCUACAAUAUUUGGGAGUUCGGACACGAGUUUGUUUGCUCACCGGUAUUCGAAUUCGAAUUCUUACACAGUUUAUGGAAACGACAGCCCCAGGUCAAGGUGGCUAGAAAAUGAGGCGCAUACUUCGCUCAACAGAAGGUGCAUCUUCCUCUUCUGCUGUCUUGUUUUGUGCCUUGUUCUGUUUUAGAUUUUAUUUUUCGGUUUGUCUCCAUUGUUGGAUAGCUAUGUACAGAUUUGUGAGACUAUGCUGAAAAGCGGUAGGAAUGAAUGUAGAGUAGGUAUGUAUAUCGUAUAUGUAGUUUUCGAAGAACUCUUUUUUCUUACAGAUCAAUGAUUCCUUCGGGAUACGAGGUUUUUCGCCUGUGCGUGGUGAAAUGUAUUGUAUUAUUGGAACAAUGGAAUCUUUAUUAUAUUUCGAAAUUGUUCUUUAACAAUGUAAUAUUAUUAAUCAGCAUAUACUUACUUCACUGGUAAA